CUGCGCCCACCGCUGCUGGUGCGUCGAACUAAAUCGCAAAAUUUGUAAUUGUAAGGGUAUCCGUGUUUUGAAGAAAACAAAUACUUAUUUUGCGUGGAAGCUUCACCAGAAAGAAAGUGAAAAGCUCAAGAUCACAAGGCAUCAAUCUGAUAUAGAUGGAUGAGAAAUAUGUCGACCUUCGUUGUUGUUCUGUGCAAGGCCUUCUAGGCUUCCCUCCGAUAUGCUGCUUUGUCUCCUGCUGACGAGCUGCCUGGCGGUGAUGGUUUUCUUGGUUAACUCGGAACUUCCGUCGGUGCCGCUUGCAUUUCGUCUAUCCUGGUGUACUGGUCUUCCUCUUCGCUUUUCUUCGCGUAGCAUGAUGGUACCAUAUGCGCUGGCAACUCUCUCUGAGGUGCUUUGCCUUGGUAGCUAUGCAACAGACAAGCGCUUCCGGCGGCGUGAGGCUCUCGGGAACAAUAGCCCAGUCGAUGAAGGUCAAGCAUUGACGUGUAAGCUGAAUGCGGACUGAGUGAAUCUCCACGGUUUCCUUGCUAGAUCUUUGCUUUUCUUCGUUUCUUGCUGUAUCAUCUGUUUCUCUCGUCUCUCGUCGGCGGACUCGCUUUCAAUUUUGACUGAUCUCUCUCGCUCUGUUAACUUGUCCGAGCACUAUUUACUGACCUAGCGUCUUAUUUUAUGAUUGACUUCGCGUCUAAUCACUAGGUGACUUCGCGUCCCCCCUAUUAUCGACUUCGCGUCUCCUAUUCCCUUCGCCUGUUAUUUGUGAUUUCUUAAAAAUCUAGAGAUCCUCAUCUUGCACUAGAGCACUGGCGCCGUCUCGGGUAUAUGCCGGGCCGGCGCAUCGUCCGUGAAAUGUAAGACUUCUCUGCGCCCACCCUAGCUGGUGCGCUGGCCCUCUGGCCGAAGACUUUGAAAAAAAAAAAAGUAAGACACUCGUCAUGAACAGGUGACACCGAAGAAGCUUCCUUUGGAAGGUUUUUGGUUAUUGCAUUAGUUUUCUGACAGUUCUAGGUAUUGGAUAUGCCUCUGCCUGCCUAUGCGCAGUAUACGCCGUACUUAUUUUUUAAACAGAUGUAGAUGCAGAAAUCUCUAGGAAUCAAAAGGAUGUGUAGUGAGUAGCCCGACGACCAUGAGAAUUGGAAGUCGGGAGAGGUGCCGAGCUGCGAGUAAGUACACUUUGGGUUCUUGAGCUCGACGCAAUGGAAGGUCUUAUGGGCGUCCCCCAUUCCCAUUGGCAUCAUGACCAUGAGUAGUUCCCGCUUGGCGUGACAGGAGACAACGUGGUGGAUGUAUCGUCCUUUAACAUCGAUUGACCGAACUUGGGUGGGACAUGGAUACUGUGUCACUUGUGGUCAAGGUAAGCUUGUCUUCUUUUCACGAACUGAAAAAAACCUGUUGUGGAUACAAGAGAAAGCGAUCGAAGCGUCGAUGUGAAUUAUGGAAGCCGAACCAGGGAAAUGGACGGCCACGUCGUCUGGUGCGCCGAACGGGGUGUCGACAUCGUUGACCCCGUACGAAGAUAGCGUGCUGGAAUUAUGGUUGGAAAAUCCUUCUCCUUGCGUUUUCCUCAGCAAAGUAACAGAGCCGAAAUCUUGGCGCUCUGGCGUUCGCAGCUGGAAGGAAUUGAUUCACUUACAUGUUAAUAUGGGAUAUUGUAGACCCGCUCGUGUAUGAUCUUCUACGUCGUUUAGUGAUAGUAUUCAUUGAUGUUGCUUUCAGAGUUAUUCGCGCAGGUGCAAGUACUGCAGCUGAUCGAGCUGUUCCAGCAGGAUGACGAGUUACUGCAACGAUUGAUGCAAUCCGGGGAAGAGAUAUUGGCAGAUUUUCGUCGUAAUGGUGAUGGCACAAACGGACAAGUUGGGAGGAAUGCUGAGACUGCUGGAGAUACAGAGCAUCAGAAUGUCCUGUCGACUGCCAGCAAUGGGGCAGAAGCACCAGCAUCACCGACAGUCGGUAUCGUCGCACCCGAGAGCACGCCAGCUGAUCAUGGUCCUGAAUUUUCUCGACUCGCUGCAGAUACUCCAAGUGCCGGCACACCUGGAGGCGGCACCUCGGCAGCUUCGCCUUCGACUAAGGCUCACCUACAAAUGCGGUAACUCGUAUCAAGUUCUUUUGGUGGAAAAAGUUUGAGCUUUGUCUUUCAACUUCAUAAGAGGUGAAACACAGCAUGAGGUUCUACUUUUACUAUGAAAUAAUAUACAAAGAAGAUGGGGCAGCUACUUCGUUUGGACUUCUAACUUGAAGGGUCCUGCGUCUGGCGGGAGAGGGCAGAGCAGCUCUAGCGCGAUUGUGCCGGGGGUCGGCUCUUCUUCGUCUCUUAGUAAUAGUAGCUCAACUACUAAGGACGCACUGCCAGAUACAGCGCGUCAGGCUCUGCAGGUACCUGCCGUUGUUCCCCGCGGACUUUCGUCACGGAGUAAUAGUCGCACGAACAACAUUACACCGGCAAUAGGAGGUGUCGCGGAUACAACGCCAAGAAUGGUCAGCAACCAAAUGCUGAAUAUGCUUCCAGGUGCGGACGACAGGCGGCAGAGCAGGAGUUUUUUUCUGAACGCCGACGGGCACGUUGCGGAAGCGGACCCGACGGUAGACGCCCCCGCGAUAGGUGGUCCCGGUUCUGCGCCUAACGCUGUCGGCGGAGUGCCAUCCGUUCUUAGUAUUUCGGGCGAGCAUGCUGGUUUAGGAGGUCCACAAGCCGGAAAUGGCGCAGCCUCGUCGAGCACCAAAAUUGGAGGUGGCGGAAGUGCAUCAGCUACGCCGAGUGUUUUUGCCACGAAGGGCGAAGCAGGUGGAAAGCUAGGUCGAAUCGUUUUGGAUCCUCUGACGACGUACACGCCGCAGCCCCGGGUCUCAAAAAGUAAAUUCAAAGACGGACAAGUAGACAGCUUUUUGUCGCACGAGCCCGGAAGCGCAGGCAGUAUAGAUUCGAAUAGCGGAGCGCGAAGGACACAGAGUUCCAGCUCGGGCUCUGCCGAUGGUAGUCUGGAGGCACUGACCGCGCCGUCAAGUGAUACAACUGAAGCGAACGGUGGUAUAAUGCAAGCGAUCACUGUCUUGCCUGCGACAGCUAAUUAUACAGAAACAGCUGUAGUAGAAAAGGCGGGGAACCCCAACUUAUCCAGUAAGGACGUGCCAGAACCUACUUCUUCAGAAACACUUGGGACCGAACGCGAACGCGUUUUCAGUGGCCUUUCAGGCGUAAGCAGCACAGUGGCGUUUUCGGCUGCCAGAAGUAGGGGUGUCAUCGCUUCUCCAGGAGGGCCUGGUAGCGUCGCAGAGCGGCUCCUCGGGCGUGCAAGUGGGUCAGGCAGCGACCAUACCAGAAUAAACGGUUUUCAACCGUGUAGUGGAAUGAGCCGUCUCGCGAGCCUUCCUGAGCCAGGCGACCAAGGACAGGCUGGUACCUAUUGUUUCAGCGGCCAUUAGUUUCGGAGUACUCCAGGGACGGCUUAGUUUCUUAUCCACCGAACAUAUAAUGCUACAAUGACAUGACUUAUUACCAGAGCUCUCAGUUCAGCUACGGCUGAUUUCCAAAAAGCAAGCAAAGAGUUUCUCAGCGUUCUUGCUCACAAAUAAGCACCAAAAGAAACACAUUGAUUGUAUUUGCCACAACUGCAAGGAUUCGGGACCAACGGAGAGGCUGCUGAAGGCCACCACAUCUGGCGCGGGUACUUGCUUUAUGCACUUUGGUGUGUAUCGCGUGAUGACCUAAGAGCGGUACAAAAGAUUCUGCGCGCCAGAUUCCUUUCCAUCGAGGACGUAGCUCUUCUGUUAGAGGCAGCCUCCCGGUACGAGUCCACUGCUUGUCUCGCACAGUUUACCGAACUUUUCGCUUCCGGCGAUUCGGAGCACAGAAGCUUACGACGAGUUCGCAUUAUCAAUGUGCGUUCAAUGACCACAGUAUUCAAAAGCUCUCGUUAGUGAUCAGGAAUAUAUUUUGAUGUUGACCCAUCUUCAUGGUAGGUGGAAUUCAUAAACACCUAGAAAAAUACACCAUCCCCAUUGAGCUAUCUGAUGGUGUCACGACUAGCUUCGUCUAAAGUACACCUUGGUACGAUCGCGCAAGAACCCGAUCCCGCAGCCGGUUCCGAUGAAUUUAGACCCCAAUAGCACGUGGGAGGGCGAGUUGUACCAUGAUCGCUUCGUGGUGAUUAUGGUGGGCUUGCCAGCGCGCGGAAAGACGUACCUCAGUCGACGUUUAGCGCGGUACCUAGAUUUCUUCCACGGCGUGACGACCAAGAUUUUCAAUGUCGGUGAGUAUCGACGAAAAAUGUGCGGACGACACUUAGAUCCCAGCUUUUUCAACCCUCAGAGGCCCGAAAACGUCGCUGCGAGGCAUGCAGCUUGCGAAAAGGCAAUGUUGGACCUCAUCCACUGGAUGUGCCAGGACUCAGGGAAACGAGUCGCGUUCUUCGACGCCACAAACUCGACGCCGGAAAGGCGGGAGUGGGUACCUUCUACUGCCUUUUUGUACUACAUAAGCACUAGUCGUGUUUCUACUAGAAUCUGGAAAAUUCCGAUUAUCUUCCUGCUGACUCUUAUCUCGCACAUUAGGUAUCUGCUCUUGUUGUUGUUCCGGGAAAUCGUGCCUACACCUACUUAAUAAUUAGUAGGAGCGCCUUUGCCUUAUCUUUAUGACUUAAACUUUCUCUCGAAAACUAAAACUUCUGAUUGCAUGAUAAUAUGCGAAGGUGAUGAGCCAAGUUCGGCGGCAUAUUGUCGCAGUGAAGGUGAUGUUUUUGGAGAGUGUGGUCACGGACGACAGCAUCGUCGAACGGAACAUCAAGGCCGUAAAGCUGAAAUGUCCGGAUUUCCAGGAGGUCUCUGCUCAGACGGCGCACAAGGAGUUCCGCGAAAGGAUAGAGUUCUACGAGGAAGUAUACACCACGUUGGACGAGAGUAACAAACUGCCAGAAGGCAACGAGAUGUGGGUGAAAGUGCUGAAUCUGUCCAGGCACAUUGUGAACAACAUUAAGGGUUAUAUCCCAACGAAAAUGGUGCAGUUUCUCAUGCACCUGAAUGUAGACCAAGUGCAGGGUCGAGUUUUCUACCUCUCGAGACACGGGCAAAGCGAAUACAACGAACUACAGAAAAUCGGAGGAGAUUCGGGACUCACUGAGCUUGGCGUUAUGGAUUAUUUCGCAUCAUUGAGUCAUUCAACCGACUACAGCAAUUUGUCAACUGAUCAUGUUAAAGACCACCAUCAAAAUCUCUUCUUCUAAUUCCAACGAGUAUGCGAAGGCGCUGGGUGAAUUUGCGACCUCCUAUAUUGCAAAGGACAAGGAUGGCCGCGACGUCCCUGCGCGAUUGUGGACGUCGACACUGCGACGUACACGAGAUACUGCCGGUUACAUCCCGCAAGAUCUAAAAGUGAAAAACGCCAAGACCGGCGCCUCUGUGUGGGAGCAGUUCAAGAAAAAAGAGUGGCGGAAUCUCGACGAAAUCUAUGCGGGACUCUACGAUGGGAUGACGUAUCGCGAGAUCGAAGAACAAUUUCCAGAUGAAUUCAGAGAACGACAAAGGUAAGUACACAAUUUAGGAGAACUUUAUUUAACUGCACACGCACACACAAGUUUUUGUUCUUCUUGUGCUGAUGAUUUUUGGUCGAGGUAGAAACUAGUGCUAUUCCUAUUAGAGCUAGGUAGUAGAGGGUAUAACUUUGAAUCGGAAAGCAAUAUUAUAUAAAUAUAAUUAUCCCUGAUAAAACAACUUGCAGGAACAAGCUUGGGUACCGCUAUCCACGCGGAGAAUCGUAUCUGGAUGUGAUUGGGCGGGUGGAAGCUUGCAUCUUAGAUAUGGAAAGAUGUCGGGAAAGGCUACUGGUGAUCGGCCAUCAGGGGGUCUUGCGGAUUCUCUAUGCCUACUGGAAGGGACUCUCUCGGGAAGAAGCGCCAGGUGUUAGCAUACCGCUCAACACAGUUGUCCAGUUGAUUCCGAGUACAUAUGGUUGCGAUGAGGACCGAUAUAGGUUAUGAAGGGGAACUUAGUUGUCCGUGAAAAAAUCGCCUAUCAAUUGAACACUUGUAGUUCUUAGCUGUUCUUUUACUAGCCUUGGUCGAUGUCGUCGAUACUUACGAUCGCGUGUUUCAAAGUAGAAUCCCUAUACUUUUCGUAGAUGAAGAAUGUUACAUAUUGGGAAGUCGAAGUUCGAGUUUUUACUCCACCUUCAUUCUUCUUGCUCACGUGCGUGAGCCGACCAGUUGUCGUGGACGAAUCGCACCAAUUGAGCCGCGGCGCAGCUGAGAGUCAAAACGACGGCGAGAACCAGAACGAGGCAGCUGGCGAGGUGGCGCCAAUUACUGAAACAGCGGCUGUGGAGGCCGCGACACCAGAGGGCCCCAAAGGCGGCUCUCUCGCCUCGUUCAGAGGAAUUAACAGCGAUGAGCCGGCGGCCCUUCCGAAGCAGAAUUCGUCAGGUGACUUAAUCCAAUCCAAAACGUCUGGUGGAAGUAGGCGCUAUUACGAGUACGUUGUCGUUCGCGUACAGCACGGAGCUGACUCGGGGACUCCCAUUUUAAGGCGCGGAAAGACACAGAAAAAAGUAAUGGUCCGUCCAUUGUGAUGUCCAUCGCCCCCUGGGAUGAUAUGGACCAAACAGUCAAAAUUUUAGACCUCGGGCUCAACAGUCAAAAUGCGAGAAAUCUAGCUCUAACUACCGCGGCCGGGGGAGCCGGCGAAGCGGCGAAGCCGGGUGCCGGAGAUGCAGUGUCGUCAGGUCGUCCCUCCGUUCAGAUCAACGAUUCCAGUACGCCAACAAUGCAAGACCACGCGGCACCAAUGGGGUCGCGGAGUCCGUCGGUGUCUGGCUCUGGUUCUCAAUAUGAUGCUCUGGAUGGAUUGAGGUCUCUCUCCCGUUCGUCAAAUCUGCGCAAGAUUGCGGCUGCGAUGGCGAGUGUAGCCGCCGAGGUGGACGGGCCGGUAGGUGCGAAGGUUGACGAGCAGGGGCUACCCGCGAGGGCACUGUCAACUAAACUCGUGUCGGCAUCGACGUCCAGCGAACUUUCGAACUUGUUUACCGAUAUGGACCUGCUAGAUCCUCCGAGUCACUAAGAUAAUUGUGCCGCGCUUAUUAAUACCCUAUUUCAUGCCAUUACGUGCACGACACAUGAUCAGAUGAAGAUGAAUCUCAACAUAUCAGUCAUGUGACAGACUGUCACUUGUUAUUGCUUUCACUUUUCGCUUCGACCUGAGACGAUUUGGUCGAGAGGUACAUGUCCAACUUUCGACUUCAUCAACUCAGGACACUGUUCAGCUGCUCGGAAAGAGCCUAAAAU
Amoebophrya sp. A25 is the source of this 7271-nucleotide messenger RNA. The record is from the annotation of a GenBank genome assembly. NCBI's taxonomy places the organism in Eukaryota, Dinophyceae, Syndiniales, Amoebophryaceae.